GGCUUGGACUCGGAGCACCACAAGCUACCACCAUGCCUUUCUGCUCUGCUCUCAUCUGAAAACCCCCUGCUGGAUUCCAACCUCCCCCGCAAGCCCGGCUGUGAUUUUUGAGACUGGAACUCACCAUGUAGUCCAGGAUGGCCUUGACCUCUCUACAUGGCCUAGCUGUUCCGCCCUGCCUCGGCCUCCACAGUGCUGCGAUGACAGAUAUGCCCACCACACCCAGCAAGUGGUACUUGCUAAUCCCACAGCAGGAACAGAAGCAGAGAAUCUUAGAGGGGACCAUAGCAGACGUGGGCCCAAAGGGCACAGAGAGCCAAGCUGAGUACUGAACACCAUUGGUUGUUUCUCUGGAGCCUCUCCUGUUGGUGUGUGGUGAAGCGCUUUCUCCUGGGCUGGAGCCGCUGCAGCCACUUUGCGACUAUGAGGCACGCUAGAAGCCUACAAGGCUUCUCUGCAUCAGAAGGUGGCAUCACCCGCCUUGGCCCCCCUGGCCUUUGGAUGGAUCACGUGAAUUCCCCGCCUGUCUCGCUGUUGCACUGCUCCGUGGAGCUUUGGCAAGAGGACGCCGGAACAGUAGCUGUGUUCCGUUGUGUGGCACCGCUACCGCGUGUCCAUGGGGAGAAGGACUUGUCCUUGCUCCUCGCGUGUAGCAGAUGCACAGAGCCUGCGCCGGACGCCGCUGACGGUCCUCAUCGAAUUCUGUGUUGGCCACACAAGGCCCGGUGCUAAUGAGCCCUGGCUCCAGCCCUGCGCCGCCUCCGCCCCCUCCUCGGCCUCCAUUCCUGCGAGCUCAAGCGCUCCGCGAGGCAAAACCCCACCCCGACCCCCGCCUUCCGCGCCGGCUGAUGAGGUGCCGGAGAGAGCCCUGUUACUUCCCUUCCGCCCGGCACGAGGCGCGGGGCUUUGGUUUUAUUACGUGGCCCAUAAAUCACGGCCGGCACACGCUGCGGGGCCUGGGGCCCUCCGUGCCCUCCUGCGCUCUGUAAUCCUGUGCAAGGCUCUGAGCACAGCCGGUGUGGCUGGGACCCACUUAGCCCUUCCAGUCCGGCCUUCAGCCACCAAGGGAACCCGCUUGGCCGGUUUUGCAGCCCGGGGCUGUCAGGCUCUGCGGAGGCCUUGCCCGAUUGGAUUCCAAGUGCCCUCCACAAAGAAUAAAGGUCACGCUGGGGGACGGAGUGGCUUUCUGCGGGCUGUGGAUCUUAGCUUCCUGCGAGCACAGCCUCCUGCGAGCACAGCCUCCUGCAAAAACGCGUAUCUUCCUGCAAAAGAAAAAGCACGUCUUCCUAUUCUCCCACACGCUCGGCAGGCGGAGGUCUUCUGCGCCGCAGCCUGUCAGCCACCGCCGCAGGGCAGACGAAGAGGGGACCAGGCCAGGAACCCACCGCCCGUCCCCAGCGCGGUCCUCUGUGUCCCCAGCCACCAGGGGGACCCGCGGGGGAAGCCAGCGUCCUCUCUCUCCGGCUCCCGCCCUGGUUUUAUCACGUCUCCGUUUCAAUUGUCUCUCACUUUAUGAAAAGUGUAUAUCACUCCGUGCCGGGUGGUGUUUCGGGAUGCACGUUCCUCAGAUGUCACAGGGAAGAUUCAUCCCCGCGGUGGCCCGGGCUCACUGCUUCCUGGCGGCUCUGUGCCUCCCACGGGUGGAUGUUUUGCAGCGCACGGCCUGGUUCCCGCCUGGGGCCGUGCAAUGACCGUGGUCAUCGUGGGGUCACUGUACACAGUGUGAGGCGCUCUUUGCACCGGCUGGGUGGGCACAAGGAGAAGCAGCAUCGGCGGGCACCGCUGAACACGGUGGACGGGAGCCCGGGUCAUGGGGGGGAUGAAGCCAUAAGCGUUGCCCGGCCAGGGGCACUGGGGCCAAUUCCAACUUCCCCUUUAGGGUUUCCUGAGCUAUGGGCUUCGCAGUCUUGUAGGGAGGUCAAGAAGCCCAAUAAACUGUUUUACCUAUUGCCCACCUUUUUCUGUUGCGUGAGUCAGAUUUGUGUUGCUGGGACAAAAUACCUGAGAUAAAUAAGGUGAAAGAGAAGUUGGAUUGGGUUCAUGGUCUCGGGGGCUCAGUCCAUGGUCGGCUUCCCCAGGGGUCUCGGGGGGCUCAGUCCGUGGUCGGCUGCUGUAAGGCAGGACCAUCAGGGCAGACGGGUGUAGGGGAGGAAAGAUACUCACGUCAUGCUGUCCAGGGAGGAGAAAGAGAGAGAGGAGAGAGAGAGAGAGAUCAGGAAAGUGUCAGAAAGAAGUGGCAUUUGCCAAAUUUAGUGGCAUUUGCCAAAUAAGACAUUUGCCUGUGAGGUGGGCAGUAAUGGAGCACAGAAAUGUGCACUCCUUGAUCAGUAUUUGGGAGACAGAGUCCCGCUGAGUCCCUGCUGCGUCACAGGGUCCCCCCGGGGACUUGGGGUGCACAGGCCGUCCUGGCUGUGAACCUUGGACAGGAAGAGGGGCACGGGACAGACGUGUGGUGGUGUCGCAGAUGGCACCCAGGUGUGGGCAGGGGCUCCUCCCGCACCCUCUCUCGCCGAGGCACCCUGAGAACCGGGGGAGAUGGACCCAGGGGCCCUGACCGCAGCUGCCUUCCCUGGAACCAGCCUGGCCUGAAA
This is a messenger RNA of Fukomys damarensis (Damara mole-rat), 2591 nucleotides long. RefSeq lists its product as uncharacterized. The record is from RefSeq and is a predicted model, not a curated record. NCBI's taxonomy places the organism in Eukaryota, Metazoa, Chordata, Mammalia, Rodentia, Bathyergidae. The transcript is spliced from 2 exons. Bases 617 to 1516 code for a protein of 299 amino acids.